CCUUUUCUUUUUCUAACACCAGCUGUUCAUUCCCACGCCAGUCUGCGACUCUGUAAAUGAUUCAUCCUGAUACGAGUAUUUUGGGAUCGACAGGGAAGCUAUAAGCGCUGUUAGUCUGAACCCCAGUUACUUGUUAGUUGGCAUUUCUGAGUGAAACACUGAUUGACUCACUGCUGUCAAUAUGGCAAGUCUGCUCACUGCUCUGGCCACGCUGGCCGUGUUGUCCUGUGGGUUGUGUGAGGAGAAGACCGUUUUGCAGCGAGCUGGUGUGGCCUUCAACAACAGAGAGUACGCAUCUCUGCUUACCGUGAGCAACGGAGAACAAUUUGGAAAUUGGACCUGGCCUGAGAUGUGUCCAGACAAGUUCUUCGCUGUUGGAUUCAGUGUCAGGGUGGAGCCCAACCAGUACGGAGCGGAUGACACUGCCCUGAACGGGAUCCGCCUCAUCUGCGCCAAAGACGGGGACAGAAGCUUCCUGUACUCUGUCGAGUCCCACGCUGGCUACUUCGGUGACUGGUCCCAGCCCCAGUACUGCCCCACUGGUGUGCUCACCUCUUUCCAGCUUCGUGUGGAGCCCCAUCUGGGUCUGUUUGGUGACGACACAGCCGCUAACAACAUCAAGUUCCGCUGCAGCAGCAACCCAGUGCUGGAGGGGCGAGGCAUGGACUGGGGAGAGUACGGCCACUGGAGCGAGGAAUGUCGUGAUGGAGGAAUCUGUGGCAUCGAGACCAAGAUGGAGGAAUACCAGUAUGGCCUGGAUGACUCCACCCUCAAUGACGUGCACUUCCAUUGCUGUCCAAGGCCUCAGUAGUGAUCGGUGAACACUGAGCGCUCCUGAGAAGUUUGAUCCAACCUUAAACUCACAGAUGACAAAUAAUAAAAUGCUCAUUUGAAUUGCUGCUGUCUCUUUAAUAAUUUUCCUGAACCUGACAGGGUUGUGUAUAGUUUCAGUUCUUUCCUCUUUAAAAACAUAAAUAUGUGUUGAGCUCAUAGUUUGCAGCAGUCUACAAUAAA
Messenger RNA from Thunnus maccoyii (southern bluefin tuna), 1014 nucleotides. RefSeq names its product vitelline membrane outer layer protein 1 homolog. NCBI's taxonomy places the organism in Eukaryota, Metazoa, Chordata, Actinopteri, Scombriformes, Scombridae. The transcript is spliced from 4 exons. Bases 182 to 811 code for a protein of 209 amino acids. The record is from RefSeq and is a predicted model, not a curated record.